AUGUAAAAUUCACAAAAAAGCAAUGAAUAAAUGAAAUUUGAUUCAUUCGUUCUCAAAAAUUAGAUUGAUAAUAAAUGGUAAUACAAAUAGAAAAAGAAAAAAAGGCUGCUGUCUAAAAUUGCAUUUGGAUCCUCAUAAGAGAGACAACAAAAUAUAAGAUCACCUUAACUGUUGGAUUAUUAAAUAAAUUAUUUAUCAGUGUUACCUCAUGCAAGAAAUGUACUGAUUUCAAAAAAUGAAAGAACUCAAAGAUCUAUUACAGAAAUUUCAAAGUCUUAUCACUAUCCAAUUAAUGUCAAAUUUCCUACUAUAAACUAAUAACAUAUAUAAGAAAAUAUAAAACCAUGUCUUUUUUAAGUAAAAGAAUAUACUCCUAAAUUGUAUGAUGAUCUGCCAUAUACUUCAGAUCAAUUAAAAGAAUUCUUUAAUUAACUUACGUAUUAUAUUUUUUUACUUAUUUAGAUCUAAACAUAAAGUUAAAAAACCUGAUUAAUAUUUUAUUUUUUGA
Molecule: messenger RNA, 508 nt
Organism: Paramecium pentaurelia
Lineage: Eukaryota; Ciliophora; Oligohymenophorea; Peniculida; Parameciidae
Source: the annotation of a GenBank genome assembly